UCAGACUGGAGAAGGAGCCGCUGGAUGAGGAAGAUCCCGGAGGAACACCCGAAACUCUCACUGUAAGAUGGAGUUUGAUAAAGAGGAUCGUGAAGACACGAAUGACUCUGAAUCAUGCGGAACUACAGAUGAAGAAACUGAGGAGGAAGAAGAUCUGAUGGAAGAGGAAAGUGAAGAACUCAGUGUAGAUGAAAGUGAAGAAUUGAGUGAAGAGGAAAGUGAGGAACUCGGUGAAGAGGAACUUCAGAAAUCUGAGAAUUUCAAAACUGGACAAAAAUCUAAAAAGAAUGUGUCACAAAAAAGAGCUCGAAGAACAGGAGCUAGAAAGGCAUACACCUGCCGUCUGUGUGGAAAGAGUCUCACAACUAAAGCAAGCCUCAAGGAUCACACAAUGAUUCACACUGGAGAGACGCCUUUCCCAUGCAGUCACUGUGGAAAAGGGUUUAGAUACAAAGUAGCCCUUAAAGAACACAUACGGAUUCACACUGGAGAGAAGCCUUUCACAUGCAGUCACUGUGGGAAGAGUUUCAGACACAGAACAAGUCUUAAGGGCCACACAAAAACUCACACCGGAGAGAAGCCUUUCACAUGCCCGCAGUGUGGGAAGAGUUUUGCCAUUAAACAAAGCUUUACUAAUCACUUAAAAUCUCACUCCAGUGAGAAGCCUUUCUUCUGUUUUCACUGUGGAAAAGCUUUUAAACGGCAGGAACUCCUGAAAAUGCACGAGAGCGUUCACAGCGAAGUGAAAGUGCAGAAAGUGAAGCCGUAUCACUGCGCUCAGUGUCAUAAAAGUUUCGUAAAGAAUAGAGAUUUUCAAAGACAUUUAAAAUCAUCCAGGCAUAAUAAAUACAGGUCUCUAGAAAGAUUCAUGCUGCAAGCUCAAGCCUCGGGUCAUGGUUUGCCCUCAGGAGCAAAUGUGUCCCAAAAGAGCAAUAUAAUAGAGUCAUUCACUAAAACACAUUACCUGCAGUGAGAAAGGCAGUACAGGGACAUGAAUGUAUUGGUUCAGAAUAUAAACACGUCUGGUGACGUGAAGGGAUGCUAAUCUUUAGUGUUCAGGAGUAACAACCGUCACGUAUAGUUUGUGUUGUUUUAGUUUAGUCUUCUUACCUGUGUUUAGUUUUCAUAGUUACUCAUUUGUUAAUUGAUGAGCCUCACCUGUUCUUGUUUUAUCCCUCAUUUAUUCUGUUUUCAUCUAUAUGGUUUGGUUUACUGUACUGCAUUUUUCCAGUGUUCCUGAGGGUUUUCAUUUAAUAAAUACCACUUAGUCCAAGACAAGGAGAUCUAGAGACAAACUGUGAAAACAACACUUUUUAAAUAAAUGAAAUGAGUAUAUCCCUAUAUAUUAACAUGUAUAUCCUGAACAAUUAAAUGUCCAUAAUCAAAAUUGUUUGAAAAGGGAUGUACUGAGAACUAAAAAUACCUGCUUGUAAUAUUAAGAGCCUAAAAGAGUGUGCUAAGAUGUUGGACGCUAAACCAGUCAAUUCCCAAAAUGUUGAUGAAAACAUCAAAAUGUAGUUUUUGGUCAUUACAGUAUUUUGUGUACUUUGAAAGUUUUUAUUACAGAUUUUGAUUAAUGUGUAGUGUAUCAUGAUGGUGUUUUAUAAGAUUAUCAUACUAGAAAAUAGCAAAAUAUUGUAUAUUUACUGAUUUAUUUGAAUACAUCAGACACGUGUAUCCC
Messenger RNA from Ctenopharyngodon idella (grass carp), 1681 nucleotides. Its product is annotated as gastrula zinc finger protein XlCGF7.1-like. The coding region runs from base 68 to 973 and encodes 301 amino acids. The transcript has 2 exons. NCBI's taxonomy places the organism in Eukaryota, Metazoa, Chordata, Actinopteri, Cypriniformes, Xenocyprididae. Gene Ontology annotation, molecular function: DNA-binding transcription factor activity, RNA polymerase II-specific; RNA polymerase II cis-regulatory region sequence-specific DNA binding. Gene Ontology annotation, cellular component: nucleus. Gene Ontology annotation, biological process: regulation of transcription by RNA polymerase II. The record is from RefSeq and is a predicted model, not a curated record.